Molecule: messenger RNA, 2196 nt
Organism: Trichoplusia ni (cabbage looper)
Lineage: Eukaryota; Metazoa; Arthropoda; Insecta; Lepidoptera; Noctuidae
Product: RING finger protein nhl-1-like
Exons: 9
Coding region: 36-2066 (676 amino acids)
Biological process (GO): proteasome-mediated ubiquitin-dependent protein catabolic process; protein polyubiquitination
Molecular function (GO): protein binding; ubiquitin protein ligase activity
Source: RefSeq, a predicted model, not a curated record
GUACAUAUCUGAAUGUUGAAGUGUCAAGUGAUAUAAUGAUGUCGGAAAAGAUUAAAAAGAAGCCGCCGCUUUUCACCCUGAAACGUUGGCAGAGUCAAAAGGAGAGUAGUGUAAAGUUGUCACCGAAGUCGUCGCACGCGCCGACGCAGGACUCCCACGUUAUGUUCAGGUCACAAACCCCGCCUGUCGUAUCGAGGGCAAGUAUUACCGAACCAAAGCCUAGAAAGUUAUCAGCUGGUGGUAUUAAGGAACUGGUACAAUGCGCGCUGUGUUUGGAGGUGCUACACAACCCGAAGAUGCUGCCGUGUCAGCACACCUUCUGUAUGGCCUGUCUGUCUGUCUACAUAGCGGAUUUAGCAGUAUUCGACUGUCCAAUAUGCAGGACCAGAAUACAAGUGAUUGGGGAUUCGUACAUCGAGAAUCUGCCGUCAAAUCUCUACAUAGACUCGCUAUUACAGUUAGUGGGCAUCCAGAAUAAUGGGGAAACGGGUAAAGCAACUCCACCACCCACUCCAUCCGCUCCUGUGACCCCAUCAAAGAAUUCAUCCCCUAAUGUUGAAUUCUUCCCGACUGGAGUAAGAUGCGUACAUUGCAAAUCAGUAUGCGAUAAUACUGACAUCACAUCGUGUGACCAUUGUAAACUGAAAUUUUGCCGAAUAUGCUGGUUACAACAUUUAGACGAUAUGAGGAUCCAACUAAAGUCUAUUUUGAAGCAACUGGACACAGCUGCCAGCCAUCUUGAACACAAAAUUGAACAUUAUAAGGAUCGUUGCGACCGUAUAGUAGAACAAAUAAAUAUAGCUGCAGACGAGAAAAUAUCAGCCGUAGUGGAAGCUAGGGACAAGAUGAUAGCUGACGCGGCUAACAUGCAGAAGUCAGCUGAUUUUUCCGCCUUAGCUCUUCAGAGUUCGUUGGUCGAGGCUCGGGCUGUGGCGAAUAGAGCUACGGACUCCGCUAACACCACUAACGAUAAUGAAAGGGUAGCAACCUUUAUAAACCUUCAUCAAAACGUGAUCCAGUUACUCUCAGACGUAUCAAAAUGGGACACAGAACGUUUUGUCUUCGACAAGGAAAACUUCCGCAUAGAAAUCGACUCGUCGACUCCACUGGACGCCGAGUCCGACGAUCCAGUUAUAGAUUCACCGAAACAAAACAACCCACUGGAGAAUGAAGAAAGCUUAGCUCUCUAUUACAGAUCCCGAAACUUCGUUCCACACUACGUUUUGCGCAAGUCUUACCGUCCGUGCGGAGUUGGAGUCAGUCCAUGGACGAACCACUUGUACGUGUGCGGUAUGGACAGUCAAAGUGUGCUGGUAAUGGAACGCGCGCAAGCCAAGACCGUUACGCGGUUGUCGUGUGACGAAAUGAUGUGCCCUGUCCAGAUUGCCUUCAUGAAGAGCUUGGGAGAGAUCUAUGUUACAGACAAAUGGAAGCACUGUAUCCACGUGUUCUCCAAAGACGGGGAAUAUUUGCGUAGUAUCGGCCAGAAGGGCAGCCGAGCGGGCAUGCUGCGGUCACCGGAGGGCAUCGCGACCGACAACACUACGCAACUCAUCUAUGUUGUUGAUACCGGCAACGAUAGAGUACAGGUAUUCCAACCAGACGGUAAAGUGGUUGACCAAAUUGGUGUCGGCACAAAACAUCAGGCAUCAGUCGCGGCCUCCAUCUGGGAGACCAAAGAGGUUCUAUGCACCGAACUAAAUGCCCCCACGAGCGUCGCCGUCACUAACGACAGAGUUAUAGUCCUAGACAGCGGGAACCGACGAGUCAAGGUUUACAACAAACAUGACAAGUCCAAGAUUAUCGAGUUUGGGUCCACUGGGCAAAGGAAAGGCCAGUUCAGACAACCAGAAGUACUAGCUGUCGAUCCGUUGGGAUACAUUCUCGUUGGAGAUUCAGGUAACUGCAGAAUCCAGGUUUUUAAACCUUCAGGACAACUUGUUCGAGUUUUUGGCGGCUUGGGAACCCAGCCAGGCAAGUUUGGCUGGAUAUCUGGCAUCCACGUCACCAAACAACUGGACAUUAUCAUCAGUGACACUAAAAACCACAACGUAAACUUUUUUUAACAGAUGUAUUCAAAUUAUAACAAUUUAUUUCAGUGUCGAACAAAACAUGUCCAAACUUAUACUAAAUUAUAAUUAUCAGAUAGUUAUAGCACUGAGAUGAAAACAAAUAAAAUGUUUUAAUUUACAAUAA